CUGAAGGCAAAUUUAUGGAAAAAACCAUUAAAUCAGGCACUGUGAACGAAAGUAGCGACUUCAACUUGCCGCGCAUAAGUGCCGCUCUGGAGCGUUUGAUUGGUACAAAUGUAGUGCGUCUGACGGACCACAAAUUUAUGAGCGAAUUGCGCAAACGGCUGGAGGAGGAGCACCGUAAUCAAUUGGAGCGACGCAUAACAGCAAGAGCGCUCCGAGAAGUCGAACGUGAACGUCUCCUAAUAAUCGAAGGCAAAACGGAUGAGAUACCCGAAGAACUGGCAGAUGAUCCAAUAUUUGUUGUUAACAAAAUUGCGAAUAAAGAAAUACAAAAAGAGCGCGCUAAGCUAAAAACGAAUCGUGAACGCAAUGCGGAACGCUUAAAAGCACAAGGCUCCAAAUGGGAACGUGAACGUCAGAAAUAUGUGGAAGAAGAACAACAACGCGUAGAGAAUAUUAAAGAGCGCAAUAAGGCGCAAAAUGAACUUGAAGACCGCUACAGAACCGAAGAUGCCGAACGAGGCAUGGACUUAUUGCGCAUAGACAACGAAGAAUGGCGCGAAUGUGAGCAGGAGCUGAAGCGAUUCCUUGAAGAAGAACGAGCAAAAAUGAAGGAACGCUCACUGCGUGUACCAACGCCAUUCACAUCGGACAAACUGGAUAUAAUUAAUAUAGUGAGGGCUAGGAAAAAAUUCCGUGAAGCCGAGCAACGCAUUGUGAAACAAUUAGAAGAGGGUGCUAAACAAACUCCCAAAGUUACUGAUACCAAACUUGGCAAGGAAUUGGCUGAGAAGACGGCUGUUAUACAAAAGCAUGUGCAAGACAUCAUACAAGCCGAAACCGAAGGCGCAGUUGAAUCCGAAGGCAAGGAGGUAAUCCGAGAACUAACCGACCGGGAAAAAGAGGAACAACUAAGACGAAAAUAUUUGGACGAUGCUUCAGAUAUUUCCACCGAAUCCGAGGUGCACGAACAAGGCAGCACCAUAAGCGAAUCGAAGCGACGACAUGCAGCCGAAUUGGAAGAUGAAAUGGAAUUCGAUGUGGAACGUGGCUAUCUAAUCUCCAAAACACAAUUUGAGCAGUUACGUUAUCAAGAUAAUAAAAUACUGCAGCUGCAGCAAGCAUCGGAUAUGCGCGAACUAUAUCAACUAGCUGAGGAGAUUAUAAUUGGCGAACGCAUCCAAGAGGAGGAGGUGGAGGAGGAAAUGGUUGAAGAAGAAGAGCAGCCAAUUGUGGAGGAAGAAGAGGGAGAAGAGGAAGCCGAGCUCGCAGAUAAUAAUUUCUAAAGCACAAACACACACGCAUACAUACACAACUGAAAGCAAGCAAAUAUAUUGCUGUUGUAAAAUUUUACUUGCUCACAGUAAAACGGGGGCGCUUAUUAGUAGCUGGUAGCUGAAAAAGAGUAACAGCUUUUAAAAUGUCAGACUUAAUUAAAUGCAUACUUUUGUAGCGUUGGCUUAGUGGUGAAAUGUGCUUAGUUCACUUUUAAAUGAAAUUAUGACUUUUAAAGAAAUCUACGUGGAAGCACAACAUUUCUAGGCGUAUUUUAAAGCUUCUUCUAACCAAGCAAGCGCAUGGACUUAUCGCUUUUAUACUUUCGGCUAGCGGUAUUAUAUAGUAAUACUU
This is a messenger RNA of Rhagoletis zephyria (snowberry fruit fly), 1626 nucleotides long. Its product is annotated as trichohyalin. NCBI's taxonomy places the organism in Eukaryota, Metazoa, Arthropoda, Insecta, Diptera, Tephritidae. The record is from RefSeq and is a predicted model, not a curated record.